GUGUGUGAGAGAGAGAGAGGGUGAGUGAGAGAGAAGAGAGAGAGAGAGAGAGAGAGAGAGAGAGAGAGAGACUGACGAUCGAAACUGCUUUCUUCCAGAAGAUGGUGUAAAGAAGACGCGACAAGGCUACUCUUCCAACAGAAAGCUUCCUAUUUCUCCCGGAUGCACCCAUGAGAGAACCAGUUUUAGCGGCGACCACUAUGGCUUAUCAUCCGUUCCACGCUCACCGAGCCGCGGAUUUCCCCAUGAGCGCAUUUCUGACGGCACAACCUUCCUUCUUCCCCGCCCUAGCGCUGCCACCGAGCGGCGCGGCUGCUCUCUCGCUACCCGGAGCUCUGGGGAAACCUUUGACGGAAUCAAGCAUGGCCGAGGCCGGGAUUCACGUUUCCGCUCUCGGACAUCAGUCAACACACCUGCGGCCCCUCAAGAGCCUGGAACCGGAGGACGAGGUCGAAGACGAUCCGAAAGUGAACCUGGAAGCGAAGGAUCUUUGGGACCAGUUUCACAAAGUGGGCACCGAAAUGGUCAUCACGAAGUCUGGGAGGAGAAUGUUUCCACCGUUCAAAGUGCGAGUCAACGGUCUGGAUAAAAAGGCAAAAUACAUUUUAUUGAUGGACAUUGUAGCAGCCGAUGACUGUCGUUACAAAUUUCACAAUUCGCGUUGGAUGGUGGCGGGGAAAGCCGACCCCGAGAUGCCAAAAAGGAUGUACAUUCACCCAGACAGUCCGGCAACGGGCGAACAAUGGAUGGCCAAAGCUGUCACUUUUCACAAACUAAAACUCACCAACAACAUAUCUGAUAAGCAUGGAUUCGUAAGUGUUGCUACAAUCCUGAAUUCUAUGCACAAAUACCAGCCCAGAUUCCACGUGGUCCGCGCGAACGAUAUUCUCAAACUGCCCUACAGCACUUUCCGUACUUAUGUGUUCCCAGAAACGGAGUUCAUUGCGGUCACUGCCUAUCAAAACGAUAAGAUAACGCAGCUGAAGAUUGAUAACAAUCCCUUUGCGAAAGGAUUCAGAGACACCGGCAACGGGCGAAGAGAAAAAAGGAAGCAACUCUCUCUGCCGUCUUUGCGUGUGUACGAGGAUCAGUGCAAAGGUGAUCGAGAUGGCGGUGAUUCUGACGCUUCCUCCAGCGACCAACCUUCGGUCAGGGAGUCCAUGCGCUCGCCCUCGGCCCUCGACCCGGUUACUCUACAUUUCGGUCAAGCACCCAAAGAUGACAAGUCAGGUGCGGACAGUGAACCGGAGCUGGAGAAACGUGAGGAGCUUCCGGGGGCAUUAAGCUUCAGCCCGCGGGUGGGGGUCUCCCGGACCGGCUCCCCGCCGGCGGGGGAGGCAGUUGCCGACUCCGCUCAUCGGCCGAAACAGGCGUCCGUGGCCGAGAAAAGGGAGUCGCUGGAAACUCGCAGGGACAACGACACGUGUUUCAGCCACAGGGCUUCGGAGAAGGAGAAGGAGAAGGAGAAGGAGAAGGGAGAGGGGCGAAGGAAGGAGGAAUCCAAGAAAGAGAGCGAAUGUUUGAGUAAAGAAACCUAUUCUCCGCUGUUAAUUCAGACGGAUGGAGCUUCUCAUCUUAACGCUGCACACAUGCAAAGCUUGGCUUUCUCGGGGUUCAAUAGUCAGCAGUUCUUUAACCCUUUAAACGUCGGACAGCCUCUCUUUAUCCACCCUGGCCAAUUUGCUGUCGCCCCGGGAGCUUUCUCGGCCAUGGCCACCGGAAUGGGACAUUUAUUGGCGUCGGUGUCAGGAGCCAGCGCCUUGGACAACGCUACACUAUCGUCAGCCCAAGCUUCGGCCGCUGCAAACCCGCACUUCCCUUUCCACCUCUCCCAACACGUCUUGGCUUCUCAGGGGAUCCCAAUGACCGCAUUCGGAGGGCUCUUUCCGUACCCCUACACCUACAUGGCCGCUGCCGCCGCAGCCGCCGCGUUGCCCAACAACACCGGAGGGCCGUCCUCCCUCCACCGGCACCCGUUCCUGAGCGGCGGACGACCCCGGCUGCGGUUCAACCCCUACCCCCCCAUCCCGGUGACAAUCCCAGCCAGCACCAACCUCCUCACCACCGCCAUGCCCUCAGCCCUGGGUGGCUCCGACGCCAAAUUGUGCAGCCGAGACUCCAGUCCCGUAUCCGCCAACCUCGCCUCCGAACUCAACCACAAGAGCAACGGCGGCAGUUUAAGGACUGUGGGUAGCGCGCCCUCUCCGAAACCGUCCGCUAAGGACACCAUCAACGAACUCCAGAACAUCCAGAGAUUAGUCAGCGGUCUGGACAGCAACCGAGAGACUUCUCCGGCUCGUGAUUCUCCUAAAUGAGUCAUUGGACGCACCCGAGGACGUCGGCGUUAAUAGCAUAUGCAAAAGAAAAACAACCCUGUGCAAACACCUUCUGCAUCCAACAGUUGGGUCUGGUGGAGUCGAGAGGCAUCUGGACUGAAGGAGAUGCUAUCAGAGUUGGGCAGCGCCACUGAAAUACCCACCAUUGACUGUGGAUUAAAGGAACGACCACUUCGCUAUAAGUAACGCAUACCAGAAAUGUACCUUCACAUGAGACAAAAAAAAAGGAUCUUCGCUAUUUAUGUAAUUAAUUAGUAUUUUUUUGUAAAUAUGCUAUGGAUGGCAGAAUAUGCAAAAUCGGUAUUAAUUUAUUCACCAGUUGUAAAUUUGCGUGUACAUACAUUAGAGUUUAAUUCCGUGCAUUUUAAUGUUUUUUUGUUUCGUUUUACACACAAACAUCACAAUAUAUUGUAAAUGAAAUAUAUAGCGUGUGUGCCAGAGAAUGGAUGAGUUUCUAAUUGUGUUUUAUCAUAGAAGUCUAUUCCGUCUGCUUUAGUGGAAACGGUUUUUUAAACGUGCCAUCCAUUACUUCAAUGCUAUUCCAGUGUUACCUUGUUAAAGAGAAUAACGGCGUUCUGUACUGUACAAUACGACAGAUUUAAAGGAAUUUAAAAUAAAUCGAACUCCUGUGCUAGCGGGGUAUGUAUUAAUUGCCGCUUGGCCACCUCAGGUUUGGUGCAACUUCAGGUGUGGUUUUACAAUGACCUGGGCUCUCCAAUUCGGCUCAUGCGAAGCGGCUCAAACAAUAAAAAAAAUGUAUCUGAAAC
Molecule: messenger RNA, 3103 nt
Organism: Leucoraja erinaceus (little skate)
Lineage: Eukaryota; Metazoa; Chordata; Chondrichthyes; Rajiformes; Rajidae
Gene: tbx2b
Product: T-box transcription factor 2b
Exons: 7
Coding region: 171-2315 (714 amino acids)
Biological process (GO): positive regulation of DNA-templated transcription; regulation of transcription by RNA polymerase II; cell fate specification
Cellular component (GO): nucleus
Molecular function (GO): RNA polymerase II cis-regulatory region sequence-specific DNA binding; DNA-binding transcription factor activity, RNA polymerase II-specific
Source: RefSeq, a predicted model, not a curated record